Messenger RNA from Amyelois transitella, 1248 nucleotides. Its product is annotated as transcriptional repressor scratch 2-like. Bases 1 to 1248 code for a protein of 415 amino acids. Gene Ontology annotation, biological process: regulation of transcription by RNA polymerase II. The transcript has 2 exons. Lineage: Eukaryota; Metazoa; Arthropoda; Insecta; Lepidoptera; Pyralidae. Gene Ontology annotation, molecular function: RNA polymerase II cis-regulatory region sequence-specific DNA binding; DNA-binding transcription factor activity. The record is from RefSeq and is a predicted model, not a curated record.
AUGCCGCGCUGCCUCAUGGCCAAGAAGUGGAAGGCGGCCCCCACGGCGGAGCUGGCCGAUGAGUCGGAGGAGGAGAUCGACGUUGUUGGCGAGGGGCGCGGCGGCAGCCCCGCGCCCGCUGCCACCGCGCCGGGCCCUUCGCCGAGGGACCCCGAGCCCACGCUCCUCUACAACGGUUACACCGAGGAGCAGCCUUCCACGCAGUUCACGGCUCAGCUCCCCAGCGAGCUGAGUCCGGCCGCCGGCGCCUCCCAGCCCGCCCCGCAGCCCUCUCAGCCUCUCUCUUAUGCUCUUCUGCAACUCUCCUCCGCCUCCGACUCCACAGAACAGCCCUUUCUCCAUGUGCAACUCCAGUCUUCGCCUGUCUCCCCUCCACCGCCACCGGCGAGCGGCAAGUCAAUAUCCAUGUGCUACACCAGCACCGGCGCCCUUCUCUCGUUGCCGCCGAAGAAAAAGGAUAUAUAUCGACCAUACUGCCUAGGCGAUCGCGCGGCUCACUUGAACCGGGCAGAAGAAGAUCUAAAUGCGGCACAUGCGAUUCUCGACCUCAGCCAGCACGCGGUCUACCUCACCACCCCGGCCCCGCCACGCGUGGAACCGUCACCUCCCGAGCCGCCGCCGCCACCACCAGAACCGCCUGCGCAGGAGCAGACCACCGAGCGGCCGCGCGAGACCGUCGCCUAUACCUACGACGCGUUCUUCGUGAGCGAUGGACGAUCUAAGCGGCGCAAUUUCGCUAGCGCCCCUGUUGAAAGUGCACAGCAACCAGAACCAAAAUCAAAAUACACGUGCAACGAAUGCGGCAAAAGAUAUGCCACAUCGUCUAAUCUGUCGCGGCACAAACAGACGCACCGCAGCCUUGACUCGGUGGCGGCCAAGCGGUGCGGCGAGUGCGGCAAGGCGUACGUGUCCAUGCCCGCGCUCGCCAUGCACGUGCUGACGCAUCAGUUAUCGCAUGUGUGCGGGGUGUGCGGAAAGUUAUUCUCAAGACCGUGGCUGCUGCAGGGCCACCUUCGCUCCCACACUGGCGAGAAACCCUAUGGGUGCGCCCACUGCGGGAAAGCGUUCGCGGACCGCUCCAACCUACGUGCUCACAUGCAGACGCACUCUUCUGAUAAGAACUUCGAGUGCGGGCGCUGCCACAAGACAUUCGCCCUCAAGAGCUACCUCAACAAGCACCAAGAGUCGGCGUGCGCCCGCGACGAGGACUCCCCGUCGCCCGAAGCGCCCGCCUCGGCCUCCGGCUAG